AUGUCUGUUAUGACUAAAUGCUGCGCUUUCGUGAAAUUCAGUUCACAUCAAGAGGCGCAGACAGCGAUAAGUACGCUCCACGGCAGUCAAACUAUGCCGGGAGCGUCCUCGAGCCUGGUGGUAAAGUUCGCAGACACCGAGAAGGAGCGCCAGCUGCGACGCAUGCAGCAGAUGGCCGGAAACAUGUCUUUGCUCAACCCCUUCGUCUUCAACCAGUUCGGAGCCUACGGCGCCUAUGCGCAGGUGAUGCAGCAGCAGGCGGCGCUGAUGGCGGCGGCGACGGCGCAGGGUUCCUACAUCAGCCCCAUGGCGGCGCUGGCGGCGCAGAUCCCCCACCACCCCAGCCUCAACGGCAUCGCCAAUCCUUCAACCCUGCCGUCGCCCACGAUGCCCAACUUCAGCAUGGCGCAAACGCCCAACGGGCAGCACGCCGCCUCCGACGCCGCUGCCGUCUACACCAACGGCAUCCCGCAAACCUACCCCGCGCCACAGGGCCUGGUGAACGGUGAGGCGGCAGCCCUGCAGCAUGCGGCAGCGGCCGCAGCCGGAUACCCGGGUAUGCAGCCCUACCCCGGUGUCGCCUACCCUGCUGCCGCUGUGUACGGACAGUUCGCCCAGGCUAUCCCCCCUCCGAUGCACAACGUGCCCCCUGCACACAGGGAAGGCUGUUCCAUUUCCGGUCCAGAAGGCUGCAAUCUUUUCAUCUACCACUUACCUCAAGAGUUCGGCGAUGCCGAGCUGAUGCAAAUGUUCCUGCCAUUUGGAAAUGUCAUCAGCUCCAAAGUGUUCAUUGACCGAGCCACUAACCAGAGCAAAUGUUUUGGUUUCGUGUCCUUUGACAACCCCGCCAGUGCGCAGGCAGCCAUCCAAGCAAUGAAUGGUUUCCAGAUAGGCAUGAAGAGGCUGAAAGUUCAACUAAAAAGGCCGAAGGAUGCAAAUCGCCCAUACUAA
Messenger RNA from Schistocerca cancellata (South American locust), 951 nucleotides. It is a transcript of the gene bru3, whose product is annotated as CUGBP Elav-like family member 4. Bases 1 to 951 code for a protein of 316 amino acids. Lineage: Eukaryota; Metazoa; Arthropoda; Insecta; Orthoptera; Acrididae. Gene Ontology annotation, cellular component: ribonucleoprotein complex; cytoplasm; nucleus. Gene Ontology annotation, biological process: regulation of alternative mRNA splicing, via spliceosome; mRNA splice site recognition. The transcript has 10 exons. Gene Ontology annotation, molecular function: mRNA binding. The record is from RefSeq and is a predicted model, not a curated record.